Messenger RNA from Linum tenue, 126 nucleotides. The record is from the annotation of a GenBank genome assembly. Lineage: Eukaryota; Viridiplantae; Streptophyta; Magnoliopsida; Malpighiales; Linaceae.
AUGGCUCGGUCCUCUCUCCCAGUGGUAAAGCUGCUGCGGGGGGUUUGCUCAGGGAUCACACAGGGAAGUGUCUUGGAGCAUACGUUUGCAACCUCGGCCACUGCUCCAUCACAGCUGCAGAGCUAA